This is a messenger RNA of Dioscorea cayenensis subsp. rotundata (Guinea yam), 623 nucleotides long. RefSeq names its product ethylene-responsive transcription factor ERF109-like. Gene Ontology annotation, biological process: regulation of DNA-templated transcription; ethylene-activated signaling pathway. NCBI's taxonomy places the organism in Eukaryota, Viridiplantae, Streptophyta, Magnoliopsida, Dioscoreales, Dioscoreaceae. The transcript has a single exon. The record is from RefSeq and is a predicted model, not a curated record. The coding region runs from base 17 to 601 and encodes 194 amino acids. Gene Ontology annotation, molecular function: DNA binding; DNA-binding transcription factor activity.
UAUAUAUAUAUCUACCAUGGAACCCAACGAACACUACCACCAUCACCAACAAACUUCAUUCCGGCCAUCACCGGAGCACGAGUCAGCAAUCAUGGUGUCAACCUUAAUCAACGUCAUCUCCGGCAAUGUCUCUGACACCACUAUUACUUCAGCCACCCAAGCGUUUACUUUGCAACAGCUACUAGUGGGUGACACUUGCCACCAAUGCGGCAUCGAAAAAUGCUUAGGCUGUGACUUAUUCGUCGAUGCUGAAGAACACGGAGAACAGAUCAAGAGGAAGAAGAAGAACAAGUAUAGAGGAGUGCGGCAACGGCCUUGGGGAAAGUGGGCGGCUGAGAUUAGGGAUCCAGUGAAGGCUGUGAGGAAAUGGUUAGGGACUUUUGAUACUGCCGAGGAGGCGGCGAGAGCUUAUGAUUCUGCCGCCAUUAGAUUUCGGGGACCUCGGGCGAAGCUAAACUUUUCUUUUCCUGAAGGGUUGCAGGGUGAGGAGAGGAGGGAGGAAGAGGGGAUUUGGGAUGGGUUGCAGGAUUUGUUUACUUUGGAUAGUGGGAGUGGUUCUGGUUUCGAACUUGACCGGCCUCCUCCGGCGAGUUCUUCUUGAUCUCAAUCAAUUGUUGGGUAGU